CACAACAACAGUUUGAGUAGUCUAUCUAAGUAAUCAAUUAAAAUGAACAAAUGAAUUAUAACAGGGUUGUCAUUGUACAAUUGUUGUGAAGUAGACCAACUGAUGUUGUAAAAGGUUGAAGCAGAAGCUUUUUUUCCCCAUGAUGCGUAAAAACAAGUAGACAAGAUAAACUAAAGAAAAUACAUAAAAACUAAAAAGUUGUAUUCACAAAAUAAAGCUAAAGUAUAAACAAAUUAAACCAUACGAAGGAAUAAAAAAUACGAAAUGACUAAACAAUAAUAAAAAUCAAUAGUAAUGGAUUAAUCAAAAAUCAAAUUAUAAAUAUUCAGUUAAGUCUUGACAAAAACAACAACAAAAAGCAGCAUCCAAAGUUAUAACCUUUAGAGAUUUUUAGAACAGUCAGUCAAGAACCUUUAAUUAACCAGAUAGGUCGAUUGAGAAGUUCUCAUUGACGAUGACGAUCUGGCCAGAGGCAGCAGCAACAGACACAUAGUCAGUUUUACAGAAACAUACAAGAUAAAAAUAAGAAAACAGCUACAAAUAUGUAUGUUCAAGCAAUCAAAAUGACUUAAAACAAUCUUUAAGAACUUUGUGACUCCAGACUUUCAAAGUGUAUGAAACUGAUCUGAACCCUCCAGUGGAGGGGAAAUCCAGCCCCUCUACCUGACACGUAUGUCACAAGUGGUGGCUUCAUCCUUUAUUAUAGGAUAAGGAUAUCAUGCCUGUAGCUACAUGUUGCUCAUCUGUCUUUAGUAAGCUUUUACAUGAUUGGACGUUUGCUCCAAAGCAGGAGGAGCUAGACUUGUAUUUUAACUGAAUAGACACCACAUGUUUUAGGAAAAGGUGACAUGAGAGUGUUUUUGGGAAUCAAAAAUAAGUGUUGAGAUAGUAAAACACUGUGAGAAGGGCUUUGAUGAACAUAUUGAGAAUGGACGGCGUGAAGUGGUUGAUGAUUUUUGUCUCUCUGGGCAUCUGCUCACAGACUGCAGCACAAUCCGCUAUCCAAGUUUCCAAGUUCUCUGCAACAUCCAAGACUGUGAUUCUCAGAUGGACCAAGUAUACCGGAGCCACCUCAUACCGGAUCACUGCUGCCCUCAAAAGCUCACCAAACGUUCCCGUUGCUUUUUCGACGUUUGGUACAAACACAGUGAUGGGCUCCAUCAGCUCCCUUUCCCAAAGUGUCACAUAUAUCUUCACCAUAGAAGCUUUGGAUGGUAACCAGGCAGUCCUGAGCACCGCAUCAAUCGAGACAGAGACAGCUCCUGAUAUGAUGGAUCCCAUCAGUGGCGUUAGCUCCAAGGAUAGCAGGGCCUUGGUGGCGGAUUUCAACCUGAAGACAGGGGCGACUUAUUACAUCAUACGAGUUGAGAACGCCAAUGGCUUCUUCAGAGAAGAUGCAGUGCUUUCCUCCCCUGCUGAGAUCAAGAAUCUGACACCAUACACUGAGUAUUCGCUCAGCAUCAUGGCUGCCAACAAUGGAGGCCGCAGCCAGCCAUCGCUUCCUGUGACUGCAAAGACAGCGCUACCUCCUCCCCAGCUCUCCACCUCGUCUCCCAGCAAUGACAGCAUCGUUGUAACCUGGCCUCCCGUUGCUCAUGCUGUCCAGUACACUGUGUCAAUAUCCAUGUUUGACUUCAGCUCUGAGAUGAAUUACAACACAUCCAACACCAGUCUGACCUUCCCUGGCCUGGAUGCUGGAGCUCUCUACAUCAUCGCAGGAUCGGCUUGGGACCCCGAGGGCCGAAACGGAGAAAGCAGUUUGAAUAUCAGCCAAAAAACACGACCUCCAAAACCAUCUUCUGUAAAUGUCUCAGUGGUGAUGAGUAACAACGCGGCUGGACUCUUGGUGUACUGGGAGCUCAGCCAGGAGGUUUAUGGAACCAUUGAGUAUCAGGUGGCGAGUGACCACAACAAAACCUGCAACAGCAAUUCCACUUCCUGCACCCUGUCUCCGGUGGGCUGUGGAGAAGUUCACACCGUCCAGGUCACGGCAUUCAACGAGGCUGGACCCAGCUGCCCAUCCACCCCAGUGGUAUUCAUCACCUUCCCCUGCCCGCCAGACUCUCUGGCUCUUGUGCAAUCAGCAGGAGGAAACUGCACACUGAUGUGGAGCACGGUGCCGUACGCAGACAGCUACAGGGCCUUCAUCACUACAGGUGACGGUAGUGAAGAGACCUGCAACACCGGCAUCAACUGCACCUACAGCUGCCAAUGUGGCUACACCUACCUGAUGUCUGUGUUGGCCUACAAUCACGCUGGCAGCAGUCCUCCAGGGAAAGUCCUCAACCACACCACCCUCCCCUGCUGUCCAGAUAGUGUGUCUGUCUCUGCGGUGAGUACCGACACCCUGGAGAUCUCUUGGGCAGCUUCACGAGGGGCCAUUCUGUAUCAGACUCAGGCUGCAGACAGUUCAGGGGUCGUCCUCUGUAAUGACACAGCAUCAGUGUGCGCCCUCUCUGAUCUAACCUGCGACAGCUCCUACAGCGUGGUUGUGAUGCCCUGUAGCGAAAUCAGUGGAUGCAAUCAUGCUUGUGAAGCUCACACCAGAGACACGGCUCCAUGCAUGCCAACAAAUCUUAAUGUAAGUCCCAAAACCUCCACCUCGGUCAGCGUCAGCUGGACAGCCAACAACAGGGCGGCUACUUACACAGCGAGUGCAGACGGAGGUUCCAGCAGACACACCUGCACCACCCCUGGAAGCAGCUGUGACAUUGCAGACCUUUCUUGUGGCUCCGCCUACAAGUUCAGCGUCUCUGCAGCCAGCAGCGCCGGCCAGAGUUUACCCAGCUACUCUGUCUCACUGGAAACAGAGCCAUGUUGUCCAGCGUCUUUAGCGGUGGAACAGGUGACUGUGGCAAUGACCAACAUCUCGUGGUCUCAAGCCAACGGCGCACACUCCUUCAUCACCUCUCUGACGUCACCGCGUGGUCACGCCCGCUGCCACACCCGGGAUUCCCACUGCCUCAUGGGAUGCAUCACCUGUGGCACAAACUACACCGUCACCAUGGAGGCGUUCAGCCUCAGUGGACUCGUGUCCAACUGCACCUACCAGGGCUUCUCGUCCAGUGUCUGCUGCCCGUCAGGCGUCAGGUUGUAUGCGAUGUCUGGUGACUCUCUGCGGGUUUACUGGCGCAGCACAGGCAGCAGCCACAGCUCAGUCACUGAGCUCACGGGCAGCCGCAGCAACUACACCUGCACCGCGUCUCCUGGUGAGAACAGCUGUGAUGUUGAACACGUCCAGUGUGGGGACGUGUAUCAUGUGGUGGUAGCGCCACUCACACCAGAGGGCAGCAAAGUCCUGUUCUGUCCUCAGAGACUGUACUCAGUCACGUGUUCGGGAAGUAACGUCGGCACAGUUAUUUACCGGGGAAAGAGAAGUGUCGACUAAUAAACGAUGCAACUCAACUCCUCUUCCUCCGGCACAAGCCCUUCUCUACUGGAAUGAAGCAUGAUUGUGGUUUAGCUAAAUCAAGUUCGUGUCCAUGAUGCAUAUUUUAAGACGUAGCUUACUUUGAAGUUGCAUUAAUAUUUCAGGUCUGCGCAAAAGCAUCAGAUUGGAUUUAUGGUUUAUUAAACCAUUAAAUAAGAACAAAUGUUUAAAAGUUCUCCUCAGAUUGCUUAUAAUGAGACAUACGCAUGAUAGAAAAACAUACAUUUGUGUCUAAUCGGGGAAAAAAUGUACAAAACUUGACAUAUUGGGAAAAAGCAAUGCAAAAAGAAAGACAGCUAGUUAAAACACAUCAUAACAUAAAUGUAGUUGUUUCAUCCCCAAGUGGGCGGCCUCCUGAUGAAGCGGAGAUCUCAGGUGAAGUCAGGUGUGUGAAAUGUGUCACCCAAAAGGCCCGAUGCAUUUUUCACAAUAAUAAACAAUGCAAGCAUCACUUGUGAGUUCUGUGGUUUAUGUGUAAUCAGUUUUUGAAUCAAUAAAGAGAUCAGAGUUCUGAUUUACUUAUAAAAGAAUUUUAUCAGUAUUACAUAAUUCUACACCUCUACAGUCCAACGCAGGGCAGUGUAGACAAACCCAAGGUCACACCAAGAGACAGUAUAGUCUCCAGUCUACAACAUGAAUGUUUUUGGU
Nothobranchius furzeri (turquoise killifish) is the source of this 4078-nucleotide messenger RNA. Its product is annotated as fibronectin type III domain-containing protein 7. NCBI's taxonomy places the organism in Eukaryota, Metazoa, Chordata, Actinopteri, Cyprinodontiformes, Nothobranchiidae. Gene Ontology annotation, molecular function: protein binding. The record is from RefSeq and is a predicted model, not a curated record.